GGGAUGCGGAGGGCAUUGAUGUCGCUGUGCAGACUUUUUCUGCCGGACGCUGGCUUGAGGAGAUAUGCCAAUGCUCUGUGUGUUGUGGUUGCGACCAAUCUACUCACAGCUCUCGUAUUCUACCAGCACGGCGGCGGAGAACGUACCACACCCCUACUCCAGCAGCAGGAACUGUACUCAGCUGUACAAUCUCAACAGACCUGACUACUCUUUCCUCUACCGGGCCUCCUCCUCUCCUCCCUCCCCCUCUCUCCCAGCAGUCUUUGUCAUCACACCCACACACACCUGCACGACACAAAAAGUCGAUCUGACCUCACUCUGCCAAACCCUCUCCCUCGUACCUAAACUCACCUGGAUUGUCGUCGAAGACUCGAGAACUAAGACCAAACUUGUGUCCCACCUCCUAUCCAAAUGUAUGGUGGAGAGCGUACAUCUGAGCGUUGCUACUUCGACAAAGUAUAAGAGCAGUUUGCCCUGGCCGCUGUAUAGGAUGUUUGGUACAGUGAGAGGUGUUGAACAGAGGAAUGCCGGACUGCGUUGGCUGAGGGAAAAUUACCAUCCGAAAAAUUCCAGUGGAGUCGUGUAUUUCAUUGACGACGAUAACAAGAUCGAUGUCCGUCUUUUUUCUGAAAUCCGGAAGACGAAGGAGGUGUCGGUGUUUAAUGUGGGGUUUGCAGGGGGCGUGUACUACGAGGGACCUGUGUGUGGUGAGGAUGGGAGAGUGCGAGAAUGGCACAGCCCCUCCGCAGAAUGGAGGUAUGGUAUGGAUAAAGCUGUUCCGGACUUAUAUGCAGUUUUUAAAAUAAACAUCGUCUGUAAUUUAGCCCAACUGAAACGUGGUACAUGAAGUAACAGUUUGCCCAUUGAAGCAGUGCGGCUAAAAGUUCUCUGUCUUCCUCUCUUUUUAUAUAGCAUUUGGGCGUCGAGUCGGAAGAUCCCGAUUGAUAUGGCCGGAUUUGCUGUCAAUCUUCACCUAAUCCUCGCCAGACCGGAGGUGUUGAUAGGGAGAGAUGUUCGCGGAGCUGACUCGAGGGUCGGUCAACUUGAGACCGACCUUCUCGAACACUUUACGACACGAGAGAGACUAGAGUGCCGGGGCUCAAAUUCUGAGGUGAAUAUUUGGGACCUCGAAGUGGGUCCUUGAUUGAGAGACCUAUUGUGUCUUUAUUCAAAGUGUCUUUUAUCGCAAGUUUUAUCACACAAUUAUGUCUUCACUUAUUUCCAGGUUUUGGUGUGGCACACAAAGACAGCAGAUCCUAAUCUAAAGCACGAGUUUCACUAUCCUUCGGACAGAGCUUCAGUGGCAGUAUAGCUAG
Geodia barretti is the source of this 1316-nucleotide messenger RNA. The record is from the annotation of a GenBank genome assembly. Lineage: Eukaryota; Metazoa; Porifera; Demospongiae; Tetractinellida; Geodiidae.